Messenger RNA from Toxotes jaculatrix (banded archerfish), 2565 nucleotides. It is a transcript of the gene ptgs2b, whose product is annotated as prostaglandin-endoperoxide synthase 2b. The record is from RefSeq and is a predicted model, not a curated record. Gene Ontology annotation, molecular function: prostaglandin-endoperoxide synthase activity; peroxidase activity; oxidoreductase activity, acting on single donors with incorporation of molecular oxygen, incorporation of two atoms of oxygen. Gene Ontology annotation, cellular component: neuron projection; cytoplasm. Gene Ontology annotation, biological process: cyclooxygenase pathway; response to oxidative stress. The transcript has 10 exons. Bases 82 to 1908 code for a protein of 608 amino acids. NCBI's taxonomy places the organism in Eukaryota, Metazoa, Chordata, Actinopteri, Toxotidae.
AGUUUCGUAGCGAUACAAGCGCAAAGGAGAGGACAGAGAGAAGCAGAGAAAAGGAAGAAACAGCAACUCAUUCUUUGGAGCAUGAACAGAUUCACAUUUGCUGCUUUCCUGUUGGCAGUGGGCUUUUUUGUGUGCGAAGGAGGUAACCCAUGUUGCUCAGAGCCAUGCCAGAACAAGGGCGUUUGCACUGCAUUAGGAGCAGAUAAUUAUGAGUGUGACUGCACACGUACAGGAUAUUAUGGACAAAACUGCACAACACCUGAGUUCCUCACCUGGAUCAAAAUGACCCUGAAGCCAUCACCCAACACCGUCCACUACCUUCUCACCCACUUCAAGGGCUUCUGGAACAUCAUCAACAACAUCUCGUUUCUCCGGGAUGCCAUCAUGAGAUAUGUGCUGACAUCCCGAUCCCACAUGAUUGAUAGUCCUCCAACUUACAAUGCGGAUUAUGGUUACAAAAGCUGGGAGGCUUAUUCCAACCUUUCCUACUAUACACGAACUCUUCCCCCUGUGCCAGAGGAUUGCCCAACCCCCAUGGGAGCAGUAGGUAAAAAGGAGCUACCCGAUGUUAAACUUUUGGCUGAGAAGCUCCUGAUGAGGAGAGAGUUCAUCCCGGACCCGCAGGGCACCAGCCUGAUGUUUGCGUUUUUCGCACAGCAUUUCACUCACCAGUUCUUCAAAUCUGAUAUGAAGAAAGGCCCUGCUUUUACCCAGGCCAAAGGUCACGGGGUGGACCUCAGCCACAUUUAUGGAGACAGCCUGGAGAGGCAACACAAGCUCAGACUCUUCAAGGACGGCAAGCUUAAAUAUCAGAUCCUGGAUGGAGAAGUGUACCCCCCAACAGUACAGGAAGUGGGCGUUGACAUGCACUACCCUCCUCAUGUUCCCGAUUCUCACCGCUUCGCUGUUGGUCAUGAGGCGUUCGGCCUGGUCCCUGGUCUGAUGAUGUACGCCACCAUUUGGCUGCGGGAACACAACCGGGUGUGUGAUGUGUUGAAGGAGGUGCACCCCGACUGGGAUGAUGAAAGACUCUUCCAGACCACACGGCUCAUCCUGAUUGGUGAGACCAUCAAGAUCGUGAUCGAGGACUACGUGCAGCACCUGAGUGGCUAUCACUUCAAGCUCAAGUUUGACCCCGAGCUGCUCUUCAGCCAGCGUUUCCAGUACCAGAACCGCAUUGCUUCUGAAUUCAACACCUUGUACCACUGGCACCCUCUGAUGCCUGAUAGUUUCCACAUUGAGGAGAAAGAUUACAGCUACAAAGAGUUUGUCUUCAACACCUCUGUGGUGACUGAGCACGGCAUCAACAACCUGGUGGAGUCAUUUACCAAGCAGAUUGCUGGACGGGUUGCUGGUGGUCGUAAUGUCCCUGGAGCUAUCAUGUACGUGGCCAUUAAGUCCAUAGAGAACAGCAGACAAAUGCGUUACCAGUCUCUGAAUGCCUACAGGAAGCGGUUCAGCAUGAAGCCCUACAGCUCAUUUGAGGACCUGACAGGAGAGAAAGAAAUGGCAGCAGUGCUGGAGGAGAUGUACGGACAUGUUGACGCUGUAGAGCUCUACCCAGGCCUGCUGGUGGAGAAGCCCAGGCCAAAUGCCAUCUUUGGGGAGACCAUGGUAGAAAUGGGGGCCCCUUUCUCUCUCAAGGGGUUAAUGGGAAACCCAAUCUGCUCCCCGGAGUACUGGAAGCCCAGCACCUUCGGAGGCAGGGUGGGCUUCGACAUCAUCAACACUGCCUCCCUGCAGAAGCUCGUCUGCAAUAACGUGCAGGGCCCCUGUCCCGUGGCGUCCUUUUAUGUGCCCAACAUUAAAGAGACGGGGUCCACGAUCAUCAACUCAAGCACGUCCCACUCACGCGGCAGUGAUAUCAACCCUACAGUCAUUUUGAAAGAAAGGACUACUGAGCUCUAAUUUUUUUAUCUCACUUGGUUAUUUUUUUAUCCAUGUAUUUAUUUAUUUAUUUAUUUUUUAUAUUUAUUAUUAAUUCUAUUUAUAGUAUAACAUUAGAAAGUGAAAAACUGAUUUUAAUAUGGAACUGUGUAUAUUUUGUAUAUUAUUGGUUUUCAAAAACAAAAGCUUCUUUAUUUAUUUAAUAUUCAUUGCAUUAAAAGAUUAUUAUUAAAAGAGUAAUAUAAUGACCUCAGUCACUGCAACGUGAUACUUGAACAUUAGUUUACAGUUUCAACUGCAUAGUAGAGUACUUUACUUCGAUUAACUGCUGCUCCCCCAUUUAUGUCCAUGCAGUUCUAUGUUUGUCCCAAUACACCACACUGAUCUGUUUUACAAACAGCGAUAAAGUAGUACACUAUAGUAGUGAUGCUCACAGUUCACAGAUUUUCACUUCAUGACUGAUCUUGUCUCUCUUGAUGUCUCUCCUGAUAUAUUGUACUUUCAGUAUUGUUUUACAGGGUUUUUUUUUCUACUUCAGUUUGUGUCUUGGGUAGGCUAACUUGAAAUGACAUCAAUAACUGUUUCUAAGCUGCACUGUUGUUUAGAAUUGCGUUAAGUACUGGAUGAAUUUAGCUGAUCAGAUGGCAUCAGUGGUUGAAUAAAUGCAAAAAAAAAAUA